AUGAAUUGGCACGAACCAUCUUGUCUGGAGCAUGCAAAUGAAGAGUUAGAGAGAGAACAACUCACAGGCUCCCGAGAGCAAAAUGGAGAACGAGGAGAAAUGCGAGCAGAAGCUGGAGAAGGAGUAAUGCAAGAAGAAGUGAUGGCCAAUAAUGUUCAAGCUCGUUGCAUAGAUGAUCUGGAAUAUGAUCAAGUAAUGAACAUGACAUUUGACUCAGUGGAAGAUGCAGAGCUUUUCUAUUUCGUGUAUGCUAGAGCAAUGGGUUUUGGCAUAAGAAGAAGUGAUCGAAAAUAUUAUGAUGAUGGGAAGACACGUUAUAGAAAAUGGCUAUGCUGUAGGGAGGGUGAACGUGAAGAGAGAUGGAAAACAAUGGAAAAUCGAAUGAGAGAAGCAAAAGUUGUGACUAGGGUGAAAUGCAAAGCUUGCUUUCGAAUCAAGUAUGAUCUGCCAAGCAGCAAAUUUAUAGUCACUGAAUUUUUAAGGGAGCACAAUCAUACAUUGGCAACGCCCUCAACUGCCAUUUUUCUAAGAGCACAUAGAAAUGUUUCUGAUGCAGACUAUGCUCAUGCAUAUGCAUUGCGAAGGGUCGGGACAAGAACAAGCCAGAUUAUGAAGCUCUUUGCACUGGAGGCAGGUGGCUAUGACAAAGUCAAUUUUCAGAAUAAAGAUCUGUAUAAUAAAAUAGAAAGGGAGCGCAAGAAUGAGAUUAUACAUGGUGAUGCUGAGGGUGCAAUCGCAUAUCUACAAGGAAAAAAGGACUUGGAUAAUGACUUCUGUUACAAGUAUCAUACAGAUUCAGAAAAUAGACUAAUGCGUCUCUUCUGGGCAGAUUCACAGUCCUUAUACGAUUACAAAUGCUUUGGUGAGGUCCUAGUUUUUGAUUCUACGUAUAAGACGAAUGACUACAACCAGCCAUUGGUGGUGUUAUGUGGAGUAAAUAAUCAUUUCUCAACAUGUAUAUUUGCGUGUUGUUUAGUAUCCAAUGAAGAUGAGGAAGCAUUUGACUGGGUCCUUCAAACAUUAGUCGAUGCAAAUGGUGGGAAAAAGCCAAUUUCUAUUAUAACAGAUGGAGACCCAGCUAUGAAAAAAGCCAUCAAGAAUAUAAUACCUGAGGCAAGGCAUAGGCUCUGUUCCUGGCAUCUUCAACGAAAUGCAAAGUACAAUGCAAACAAAGCUUUCAUGAAGCGUUUCUCCUCGUGUAUGCAUAAUAAUUGGUCCCCUCAAAGAUUUGAGCGCGAAUGGGAAAAAGCCGUUAUUGAGUGUGGCAUCCAAGAUAGUGAGUGGGUGAAAUCAGUUUACAAAAAACGUGAUAAAUGGGCCACGGCAUAUCUUCGCGAUCAUUUCUUUGCAGGCAUGAAAAGUACACAGAGAUGUGAGAAAAUGAAUGACGUUUUAAAGAUUCAUUUGACAGGGGAGCUGAAAUUGUUUGAGUUCAUGCGGGCGUUCGAUUUGGGAGUUGCUGCUAUACGGCACGAAGAAAAUAGGCUAAUUGCCGAGACCGAACAAACAAGCCUUCUUCCAACCACUGAUAUGCCUUGGAUAGAGGAGCAUGCAGCAGAAAUAUAUACUAGAAAUAUAUUUUUGAUAGUCUGA
Molecule: messenger RNA, 1593 nt
Organism: Coffea arabica (coffee)
Lineage: Eukaryota; Viridiplantae; Streptophyta; Magnoliopsida; Gentianales; Rubiaceae
Product: protein FAR1-RELATED SEQUENCE 5-like
Source: RefSeq, a predicted model, not a curated record